AGAACAACAUUCAGCGUAUAAAAGCAAGGUGUCUUCCUAGUGUCCCCUUCAGAUUUAUUUGAUCCCACAUCACAUCCUCACGAACAAUGUGUUUCUCCUGCGUCCUCGCCGUCGUUGCUGUUUCGACAGCAUCAAUCUCUGCAAGUGACGCCAGCAGUGAAAGAUGUCCAUUCUUUUCCUUGCAAGAUACCGCCUGCUCAGCCUGCGUAAAUCUCUGCGUGAGUAUAAGUAGUUUGCCACCCGGAUUCAACCACGUUAAUUGGGGAGCUUUGAGUAAGGUGGAUGUAUCAGAAAUAAGACAUAUCAAGGGCCUCUGCCUUCAUACUCAGAAGGCGGGGUUUGACAUCCUCGUACUUUGAAAGCAGUGGAUCAAGCUUGCUGGCGUUGACAAAUGUGUAUCUCU
Molecule: messenger RNA, 403 nt
Organism: Suillus paluster
Lineage: Eukaryota; Fungi; Basidiomycota; Agaricomycetes; Boletales; Suillaceae
Exons: 1
Coding region: 87-359 (90 amino acids)
Source: RefSeq, a predicted model, not a curated record